UUCCAGGCCCUGUUUUUCUCCUUCAAACGGACCCUCCUCUACACCAGUUUAGCUUGUCGCUCCUCCGGGUACUUGUCGAGUCUGUCUCGACUACCGGUUAUUUAAAAUGGCGAUCCAGAAAAAGAACGGCAAAGGUCGUUUAGAUAAGUGGUAUCGUUUGGCAAAGGAGAAGGGCUACAGAGCAAGAGCUGCGUUCAAGUUGAUCCAGUUGAACAAAAAGUAUGGAUUUUUGGAAAAGAGCAAGGUUCUUCUGGAUCUUUGCGCUGCACCUGGUUCAUGGUGUCAAGUCGCCGCAGAAUGCAUGCCUGCCCAGAGUAUCAUUGUCGGUGUUGAUCUAGCCCCCAUUAAGCCAAUCCCUCGAGUCAUCAGCUUCCAGAGCGAUAUUACCACCGAAAAGUGUCGCGCAACGAUCAGACAACACCUCAAACAUUGGAAGGCGGAUACUGUUCUCCAUGAUGGUGCUCCGAAUGUCGGUACAGCUUGGGUUCAGGAUGCUUUCUCUCAGGCGGAAUUGGUUUUGCAAUCGCUAAAACUGGCCACUGAGUUUCUGGUCGAAGGCGGUACAUUCGUCACAAAAGUUUUCAGAUCAAAGGAUUACAAUCCCUUGCUCUGGGUUUUCAAGCAGCUGUUCUCAUCUGUGGAAGCAACUAAGCCUCCAUCAUCUCGCAACGUCUCCGCCGAAAUUUUCGUUGUCUGCCGCGGAUUCAAAGCACCAAAGCGCAUGGACCCCAAAUUCCUUGACCCAAAACAUGUUUUUGCGGAACUUUCAGACCCCACUCCCAAUAAUGAGGCAAAAGUGUUUAACCCCGAAAAAAAGAAGCGGAAGAGAGAUGGUUAUGAAGAGGGCGACUGGACCCAAUUCAAAGAGGUUUCUGUAACAGAGUUCAUCAACACCACAGAUCCCAUUGCCAUUCUUGGCUCUUGCAAUAAACUCAGCUUCCAACAAAUGCCAGGAGGGGACUUAGCCCUUGCAACUCUUGACCGGCUACCCGAAACGACGGAUGAAAUCCGAAAUUGCUGUGAGGAUCUAAAAAUCCUUGGUAAAAAGGAGUUUCGAAAUUUGCUCCGGUGGCGACUGAGAGUGCGUGAGAAGUUCGGAUUGGUAGUGAAGAAGGGACAGUCCAAGGGUGAUGAGACUGAGGAGGUAGCUGAGGUGGCUCCCAUGGAUGAGGAAUUGGCUAUUCAAGAAGAUCUACUCCGUCUCAAAGAGAAAGAAAGCGGGAGGAAAAAGAAGGAGAGGCGCAAAGAAAACGAGAAGAAGCGUAAGGAGAUCGUUCGUCUGCAGAUGCAUAUGGCGACUCCUAUGGAUAUCGGAAUGGAGCAGCUAGGUCCUGGAGGAGACGAUGCCACAUUUUCGUUGAAAAAGAUUGACAGAGCUGGCGCUAGAGAUACAAUCGCCGCUGGCAAAGAAGUAGCGGUUGAGAGUGAGAGCGAAGAGUCUGGAUCUGAAUCCGAAUACGACGAAAGCGAUGAGGAAGGAGAUCUUCUGGAGAGAGAACUAGACACACUCUACGAGCAGUAUCAGGACCGCAUGGAACAAAAGGAUACGAAACUGCGUGCCAAAAAAGCCCGAAAAGAUUACGAAGCUGAGGAGUGGGAAGGCUUCUCCGAGGAUAAUGAGGGCAGCGAUGACGAACAAUCGAAUGACGAGGCACUCGACACACCCAACAAGUCACUGCCUGCCAAUGGGUCUCUCUCCAACAAUGCUGCAUUGUUCUUUGACCAAGACAUUUUCCAGGGCCUUGAGGACGUUAGUGAUGAAGAGGACGAGGACAACGAAGUUCAAGCAACCAAGCAGCCGAAGAGCAAGGCUUCUGAAAAGCCGAACGGUAAAGAAGCCAAGAAAGCCCGGCAUUCUGACGACUCUUCGGAAGAUGAAUUCGAAGACUUGGAAGAACCACGCAAGAAGAACGGACAGCUUGAUAUUGAUAUCAUCACCGCAGAAGCUAUGGCACUGGCUCAGCAGAUGGCUACAGGCGAGAAGAAGUCGCAGGAUAUUGUUGAUGACGGAUAUAAUAAACUCGCGUUCCGAGAUGUCGAUGGCCUCCCGGAAUGGUUCCUUGACGAUGAAGGCAAGCACAGCAAACCAAACCGACCGAUCACAAAGGCUGCUGCUGCCGCAAUCCAAGAGAAAAUGCGCGCCAUCAACGCACGGCCGAUCAAGAAGGUGUUGGAAGCUAAGGGUCGCAAGAAGCUGAAGGCAGCACAGAAGAUCGAGAAGCUCCGGAAGAAGUCCGCACUCCUCGCAGACGAUGAAACUCUCAGCGAACGAGACAAAUCGCAGGCCAUCGCGAGGUUGAUGAGCAGGGUGGCUAAGAAGAAGCCCAAGCAACAGGUGAAACUGGUCGUUGCUCGGGGAAGCAACAAGGGUAUUUCUGGCCGUCCUAAAGGUGUAAAGGGCAAGUACAAGAUCGUGGAUUCUCGAAUGAAGAAGGAUAUUCGGGCGCAGAAGCGACUGGCGAAGAAAAAGCAAAAAUAGAGAGCGUCUUAGAUAUAGUUAGCUGUAAAUAAGGUACAAAAUAGUACUCGGGAAGGUUGAAAUAUCCGAGACGAUCCCAAAGCCAUGGAAGUGGAAAUACGGAGUACAU
Aspergillus ochraceoroseus IBT 24754 is the source of this 2588-nucleotide messenger RNA. It is a transcript of the gene spb1, whose product is annotated as rRNA methyltransferase spb1. The record is from RefSeq and is a predicted model, not a curated record. The transcript is spliced from 4 exons. Gene Ontology annotation, molecular function: rRNA (uridine-2'-O-ribose)-methyltransferase activity; rRNA (guanine) methyltransferase activity. Gene Ontology annotation, cellular component: nucleolus; nucleus; preribosome, large subunit precursor. NCBI's taxonomy places the organism in Eukaryota, Fungi, Ascomycota, Eurotiomycetes, Eurotiales, Aspergillaceae. The coding region runs from base 107 to 2479 and encodes 790 amino acids. Gene Ontology annotation, biological process: rRNA methylation; maturation of LSU-rRNA from tricistronic rRNA transcript (SSU-rRNA, 5.8S rRNA, LSU-rRNA); maturation of 5.8S rRNA from tricistronic rRNA transcript (SSU-rRNA, 5.8S rRNA, LSU-rRNA).